AGUGAUGCCUUGAAUCCGUCAGGUCAGAGGUCAGGCCGCGCGCCUUCCAUCCUUCUGCUGUUGAGAAUGAGCAGUUUGUAACUAAAAGCAACAGACCGACUCAUGUGCAGGUUUCUCUAAAACAGACAAUUAAAGCUCCAAACCACAGCAGCUUUUCUGGUUCCUCAUCAGGGAGCACGCUUAUUGUUUCCUUAUCGGUUAGCCUAGCUAGCCCGGUUAGCCACUUUAGCUGACUGGAGAAGAAGCUACUUAGAUAGCUCAACCGCUAGCUAGCUAACCGAAAACGGACAUUUCUUACUUUGAAGAGCACGAAAGACUCUCGCAGACAUGCAGGACCUCCUGGCCACCGUGGAUCACCUGAAGUUUGACCUGGAGCUGGCCAUGCAGCAGCAGCUCGGGGCUCAGCCUCUGCCUUUCCCCGGCAUGGACAAAUCCGGGUCUGCUGUUUGUGAGUUCUUCAUGAGAGCAGCUUGUGUGAAAGGUGGGAUGUGUCCGUUCCGUCACAUCAGCGGAGAGAAGACGGUGGUGUGUAAGCACUGGCUCAGAGGACUGUGUAAGAAAGGAGACCAGUGCGAGUUCCUCCACGAAUACGACAUGACCAAGAUGCCCGAAUGCUACUUCUACUCCAAAUUUGGUGAGUGUAGCAACAAAGAGUGUCCCUUCCUGCACAUCGACCCAGAGUCCAAGAUCAAAGACUGUCCCUGGUACGACCGAGGCUUCUGCAAACACGGUCCUGACUGCAGACACAGACACACAAGAAGAGUGAUCUGUAUGAAUUACCUGGUGGGCUUCUGUCCGGAGGGGAAAUCCUGUAAAUUCAUGCACCCUCGUUUUGAGUUGCCAAUGGGAGCCAAUGAACAGCCUCCUCUGUCACAGCAAAUGCAAAACCAGGCAAAGCCGGUUCCCACCAUCGGCCGCUCGUCGCUCUCUCUCAUCCAGCUGACCAACUCCAGUCCCAACAUGCGCCCGCAGAACCACAUGCCGAUGGGUCCUCCUCCUCAUCAUCAGAACCACAUGGGGGGCAACAGAGGGCCCCGGCCCCUGGACCAGGUCACUUGCUACAAGUGCGGUGAGAAGGGCCACUAUGCCAACAAAUGCACUAAAGGACACCUCGCCUUCCUGAGUGGACAGUAACCUCCGGACCCCCCCCCCCCCACAAUGUGAGCAGCAGAAGAGAAGAAGCCCCCCCCCCCCCCCCGACCCGUUUGCUCUUCAGGCUGAACUUAAAGACUUUGACUGCCGCUGUAGUGUGUCCCUUCAUGAUGACUUAUAUGGACAUUGGCAGAUAAACAUGGCUACUGUUUCUAUUCUUUGUGGAUACAAGAAAGAGAAGAGGUCACAAUCUGUGGUUUUGAAUGUGUCAGUCUUCAGAGUUUUCUACGUUUGUACUGUACAAUAUUUAAAUAGAUGUGACACCCAGGAUCCAACAGCGCUGUAACAAGCUGCUGUUUCUCCAGUCUCCCCUCGGUCAUGUGACUGCAUCAGUGACACCAUAACUGUCUUUCUAUUCUGAUUCUUGUAGUACAUUUGUCCGACAGUGUAAAUGCAAUAAAAAAAAAAGUGAUAAAUGCCAGUAGAAUGUAAAUUCAUGAUGUGUGUACUCUGUUAGAGCCCAAAACCAUCCGGUAAUGCUUUCGAUUUUCUCAGAACAACCUAAAUGACCCGUUUACCACAAAUUACACACUUAAAGUUC
This is a messenger RNA of Gymnodraco acuticeps, 1693 nucleotides long. It is a transcript of the gene cpsf4, whose product is annotated as cleavage and polyadenylation specific factor 4. The transcript is spliced from 8 exons. The record is from RefSeq and is a predicted model, not a curated record. Gene Ontology annotation, molecular function: zinc ion binding; RNA binding. Bases 328 to 1134 code for a protein of 268 amino acids. NCBI's taxonomy places the organism in Eukaryota, Metazoa, Chordata, Actinopteri, Perciformes, Bathydraconidae.